Molecule: messenger RNA, 735 nt
Organism: Rotaria sp. Silwood1
Lineage: Eukaryota; Metazoa; Rotifera; Eurotatoria; Philodinida; Philodinidae
Source: the annotation of a GenBank genome assembly
AUGGCAUUGUCUGGCACUUCAGAGCGAAAAUUAGCUUUAGUUAUUGGUAUUAAUGAUUAUCCUGAUGAUUCGAAGUUAAAUUAUUGCAUCAACGAUGCAACAGAUAUGGGAAAUAAAUUGAAAAGUAUAAAAUUUGAUAUCACCACAGGGACUGACUGCAAAAAAGAUGAAUUUAACCACCUGAUUGAGAAAUUUGCCGAAAGGAUUCAAUCAAACGAUUUAAUCCUGUUUUACUUUGCUGGUCAUGGAAAUCAAUUUGAAGAUAAAAAUUAUUUACUACCAGCUGGUUACAACUAUGAUCAUAGUACAAGUGAACGAAAAUACAUUAAAGAAAACUCCAUCUGCGCUCAAUACGUACUUCAUAAAAUAACAGCCAAGAGGCCUCAAGUUACAAUAUUUAUAUUAGAUUGCUGUAGAUUCUAUGUAAAAAUGCGUUCGAUCAAAAGUCAUAAAGGUUUGGCAGCAAUAAAAGGACCACCAGAGUCUUUAAUCAUAUUUUCUUGUGGUUUUGAUCAGGGUACAGUAGAUGAAACACAAAAUGAGCGAAACGGCAUAUUUACUGAACACUUGUUAAAUCAUAUAACAAUGCCUGACCAAGAUGUUGAAACAAUAUUACAAAAUGUUGCCCGGGAUAUUAAAUUAAAAGGAUUUCCUUUACCCUGGCGUGCAAGUUGUCUUACAGAAAAGGUCUACUUGGCGGCAGAAAGUCUUGAAGGUAAAAGCAUAUAUUCUUGA